Molecule: messenger RNA, 5309 nt
Organism: Anopheles stephensi (Asian malaria mosquito)
Lineage: Eukaryota; Metazoa; Arthropoda; Insecta; Diptera; Culicidae
Gene: KrT95D
Product: phosphofurin acidic cluster sorting protein 2
Exons: 12
Coding region: 611-3679 (1022 amino acids)
Biological process (GO): protein localization to plasma membrane
Source: RefSeq, a predicted model, not a curated record
UGUCAUGCACCACGCAAAAGUGCAUCUCUUGUGCAGGGCGGGCUUCGAAUAUUAUUGAGCAACAAUUAAAGCAAUCAGUACCACUUGCCUUGAACCGUUUCUGUCACGAACAGUGCGAAAAGCGUGCGGUGUAAUUUGCUGUCACGGUGUAGUUCGCGCUUGCCCAUAGUGCUCACAGCUCACAGCUUUUUGUUCGCCUCGAACGCUGUGUUGUGUCGAUUGUGUUCCCGUUUUCUUCCUCCUGUGAAGAAGUGCAAAUCUCUGUUCCGUGCUCGACUAGUGUGUCCGUUUUGUGCGUGUGUGUGCUUGGAGAAAAGAAUUACCGUGCUAUGUAAGUGAAAGAAUUAUUGUGCUGGCAGAAACACACAAGCGAUGGCAGCGUAAUUCAUCUCGCCUCAUAGUUAUUGCGAAAUUGUUCCAAACGGUGAAAAUAGUCUGAAAGUCCCGAUCUGAAACGCCCCUCUAUCGAGGGGGGGCUAGCUGAUCUAAGGUGUAUCUAUGUGUGCUGUGUGUGUGUUUGUGACCAGGAGAUAUAAAGCGUGAGUCCGGUGAGGUGAAAACAAAAACGUGAAGCACCGAGAAGGGGUCAGCAUCAGAAAACACUGGCGAAAUGGCCGACAAAGUAACGAAAUUCGAACGGAUGGCCAUGACCAAACCCGUCCCGAUGAAGCUGUUCGCCGCCUGGGAAGUGGACCGGACACCAUCGAACUGCAUUCCAAGAUUAUGCUCGUUAAAAAUCACACGCCUGUCUCUGCUCACACCCCUGCCGGCCGAUCUGACGUCCCUAUCGCUGGCGGUACGGAUGCAAAGCUCAAAGCGAACACUGCGGUCACAUGAGAUUCCGGUUCCACAGUCACUGAGCAGCGGAUACAGCAGCAGCAGCACCGGCACAAUCGGUACCGGAGGCACCGGUGGAUCGGUUGGUGGCGGCUCGCUCGCCAGUGUCGGUCAGCUAAACUCACCACCGCUGCUGGAGACGGAGCUGGAUCUACACUUUAGCCUACAGUAUCCACACUUCAUCAAGCGCGACGGGAACCGGUUGCUGAUAUUGCUACAGCGUCGCAAAAAGUACAAAACGCGAACCAUACUCGGCUACAAAACGCUGGCGGAAGGUGUCAUCCGGAUGGAUGCGGUGCUGCAGAAAUCGAUGGACAUGACGGUGGAGCUGAACGGGUCGGGUAAGGCGGGCCGGGCCGGUGUGACGAUAGCGACGCUGCGCGCCACCCAGGUCACGUCGAUCCCGGUCGAUCAGGAUAACAAGAACAACAACAGCCUGCUGGUGACGGAUCGCGUCAACGAGUACUCGGACGAGGACGAGGAGCAAGAGUUUAGCUCGGGCGAUGAGAAUGACGAGGGUCUGUCGGGGUAUGCGGCGAAGCGCAACUAUGCCGGCAAGCGCGAUUCGUACAAAAAGUUCGAAUCGGGCGAGCAGGACGGCGAGCAGGAGGACGGCAAUAUGCUACCCUCGAACCAGGCCGACAGUGACAGCGAUUUCGACAACAUGGGCAAGGAAAAGUCGCGAGGGAAAAUGAGUCGGCAACGGAACUUCAAGCAACGCAUCAUUUCACUGCUCAAGCGCUUCAAGGUGCCGGAAGAGCUGGAAGGGGACGUCCGGGAGCGAGGGCCGGCACUGCGCGGCAAGCGCGACCUGGACGCACUGUUCCAGGAGCUGGAAUCGCUCUCGUGCGGCGAAGGGGACGACUCCGGCCAGGACAUGGACAGUCUUUCCAUCGGCUCCACGCCGAAGCCAUCGUUGAGGCCAUUCUUUGAGAGCACGGGCAAACCGGUCCUCACGCAACAGCAUUCCUCGAUACAGCUUAGCUCGAUGCAGAAGGGGAGUGGUGGUGGUGGCGGUGGUGGUGGUAACAAAGAUUUUAUGCCAGAAAAGAAACCCAAUUUAGAGAAGCGUGACUCGCUCGCCGAAAAGAAAAGCAAUUCAAUAACAAUUGCCAAUAAUCUUAUUAAUAGUAUGAACGGCAACAGUAUUAAUAACAAUCAGACUAGCAAUUACAGUAACAUCCAAGACCGAUCGGGCGAUUGGAAAAAUGAUAGCUCUGGCAAUGAGGGUGGCGCUGGCAAUACGGACCCGGAGGCGCUUAGUUCCGAUCCGCAGAACACGGGCAGCCCGCCGAAGGAGAAGGAAACGGCGGUGGAAAAGAAAAAUCGUUUGUUCCGCACCAGCAGCAGCACUCCGAACAGUGCCAAAAAGCAGAAGCAAGUGCUCAGCUUCCAGAUGGAUCAGCAGCAGCAGCAGCAGCACCAGCACCAGCAACAGCACCAACAGCAGCACCAGCAGAAACCGUCGCCGCUCGAAACGUGCCUGUCGCCAACGAAUGUAGAGCCGCGCCGAUCGUUGCUCGAGCAGCUGCAGCGAACGUUUACCACGGAAGAGUCGCUGCUGCCGGAGGUGGUCACGAUCGUGGGCCCGCCGGAAGCUUGCACCGUAACGCCGACACCCCGUUUAGCGUCGCUCAUAUCGUCCACCUUUCGGCCUACCUUUGCACCGAACAACACCGCGGAGGUGAAAGCAAUCACGCAGGCCCUUAUGAACAAGAUUCAGAAAUACUGCAACUCAACAGCGAAACCACCAACCACGGUGAAGGUAGUUCUAGUCGGAGGCGAUUGGCUGCAGGGCGCCGUUUUGCGCCAUUACGUAGAACUAUUGGGCAUACGGCCACCCGAUUGGGUAAAUCAUAUCAGAUUCUACAUUGUUCCUUUAGGUUCGUGUGCGGUCGCUCGGUACAUCGGAAUGAUUGAUACGAGCUACCUGAGCAUGUUCGGCACGGAGAGCUGGCAGCAGAUCUGUGACCGUGCCGCCAACCUGGACAGUGCGCAGUCGAAGAACGAAUCGGCAGAGUUUAUUAACCGGAUACAGCGCUACCUAGUGUCGGGCGGACCGUGCACGCAAGUUCCUAUUGCCGAGGCGAUGGUUAACUAUCGCGAUGAAGACUCUUGUCAAAUAUUUGUACCGUUUGUUAGUGACGUUCGAAUCGGCUGUUUAGAAGGUCCGCAGGUGUCGCUUGAUCUCGACGAAUCGUUAACGUACGCUUCGCAGGGCAGUGCCGACCGGAUGCUAUCAAGCUCGCCGCCCCAGAGCGGUCGCACAUCGCCACCCACGUCCCAAACACCCCAGCUUGCCGUGGCCCAGCUGCAGCAAAAGGAGCAACAGGCGCUGCAGCAGCAAGCGUCCUCGUCGUCCGCAUCCGCGCAGGAGUCGCUAGAGCUGCAGGUUGACUAUUGGCCGCUGGCUCGGCCAAACUUCGACCCGAAGGAAAAACCGCCCGGCAAGGGCCAGGAUCCGACGGGGAAGAACAGUAUUAAGAGCACCUUUCGCCAUCUGCAGGUAUGGCGACUACCGCAAGCACCUAGCUUUGGAGAGUUUACCAAUGGCUUAACGCUGAGCUUUGCUACCAAGGAGAAAAAACAGAAAAUUAUGCGAUUGGGUAAAAAGAAGGAGAAGGAUCGUGAUGCUGAGAAGGAACAGUGCGUUGAAGGCGUGGCCCGUCUGAUCUGUUCGCCGAAACAAUCGCACCCGGUCCCGUUGCGUGUGUACAUCGAUGGUACGGAGUGGACGGGGGUGAAAUUUUUCCAACUCUCUUCCCAGUGGCAGACGCACAUUAAGAACUUCCCGAUCGCGUUGGUCGGUGCACCGUUGGCGCCGGCCGAGAUGCUAACCUAGUCAGCUUUAUCCUCCGUCUUGGCGGAGCUAAUACCUAAUAGACCGACAUCACCAGCGACUCCAUCACCAACGUGUUUGAGCUCCUCACCAUCCGCCGCCACCACCACCAUCCACCACCGCGCUGGCGCCCUAGCUGUCGGACCACCGGUACCGGCGGGCUGUUGUAGCACGGCGCCCUUCACGAAACUGCCACCGUUGGCCCCGCGAUCCGCUGGCUGUGAACCGCCAGCGAACACACCGUUCCUGACAUCAGCAGCCGGCAGUGGCCAUGGUCACACCAGUGCCAGCAGUAGCACCGGUGCAGCGCGGCUGUUGCGACCGCGCAGCUGGGCGGCGGUCAGCCGGUCGCGUGGCGAUUAAAUUGUUCGUCCGUAGCUGUCCCAUAUCCGUGUGAAGGUUGUGCCAGAGAAGCGGUCGCGUAGUGUGUGUGUGUGUGUGUGUGUCGGUUAAGAUUUCGUGAGUGUGUGGCAGUAUUGCGGCGGCCCCCCCCUUUCCGACUCUGAAGUGUCGCAUCGCACAACGGCUUUUUACCGGCCCAUUUCCCGCCUCCAAAUGAUGUUGAGUGCAACAUUUACGGGAAGAGUAGUGUGUGUAUGUGUGUGUUUUUUUUUUCAUUCUUAAUUUAUACCAGCCCGUUUGAUUUGUGAUAAAAAUUUGUUUGAGUGAGAUAUGAAUACACCUGCACGGUACUGCUCUGCUGCCCCGUACAUCAUUGUGCGUGUCCUGCUAUAGCGUUACAAUGUUUCUGAAAGCGCUUCAGGUCUCGAUGGUGCGGUCAGCAAACAGCAAAAAACAAAACUAGUCUUUUAGAGCAAAAACAGCAGCAAAACAGGAAUCGUUAGCAAUAAUCGAACGGCGUUAAAUUACCGCACAACAGAGGAGAAGGUUUUGCAUUUACCGGCACGACCGACAACUGUUGGAUGCCAGGGAAACAUAGGAAGUGCUGCUAUAUUGCGAAUGUGUUCCUGUGACAAAAUGGUGUCCUCCCCUUCGCUGCAUGCCCCCCACAUCACCACCAGGAGUAUUGUAUAAAGCAAACAAAUAAAUGUUUUGUUUAACACAUCCACAAUGCGCUGUUGGCUAUUAAAAAGAAAAACGGGGACGGAGUAGUACACCCAGACAGAGACACACAUUUUACUGUAAAGCAAAUAGGGUUUUGUUUCCGAUCGCAAACAAUAGAUGAUCCAUUUCGUUAUGAUGAUGAGGACCUGCAGAGCGCGUACUACUACCACUACUCCUUUUAACAGUCGUAAACGCGUGUUGUGGUGCAGCCGGCACGCGAUUGGGAAAUAUUUAUUUUUAAACUUACUAAAUCGCCGAAAAAAACCAACCUAUUAAGGGUAGGGAGGGGAGGGGGGGGGGUGUGGGGGUUUGAUCAAAAUUUGGUCGAUUUUUAGAUAACCUUUAGAGACUGCUUGGACUGUGUCACUUAGAAUGUAAUCGGUUGUUCGGCCAGCAAGCGGUACGAUGCGCCGUUCGGUGAAAACGGCCUCGAUAGAUGUGUGUGUGUGUGUGUGUGUGUGUGUGUGUGUGUGUGUGUGUGUGUGUGUGUGUGUGUAGCAAAAGAGGACAAACGUGGGACAAAAACAACCCCCGCAAAUUGGCAAAAUGCCGCUGUGUAAUAUUGCAA